GCUGUGACUUGCUCGGGUUCCUCCUCCCUUAAUUAUGCAUCAACAUUAUUUAUCGACUAGCUAGUUUUGUAGCCUACAGUCUUUAUUUCCCAUUUCUGCUGCUGUGGAGGACGCUGCACGCUCUACAGAGAUCAUAGAGCCAUGGGAACCAGGAGGGUGCUGGUGACUGGCUGCUCCUCAGGCAUUGGCUUGGCUGUGGCUGCACGGCUGGCCAAAGAUGAGCUCAGACGGUUUAAAGUGGUUGCCACAAUGAGGGAUCUUGGGAAACGAGGGCCCUUGGAGAAAGCGGCAGGUGACUCCUUAAACAAAACCUUGGAAAUCAAACAGUUAGAUGCCUGUUCUGAAUCCUCCAUCAGAGAGUGUGUCAACAGCCUGCAGGACAGACGGGUGGAUGUUCUUGUGAACAAUGCUGGUCUUGGUAUGAUUGGACCUCUGGAGUGCCAAAGCAUUGAUGCCAGGAAGGAGCUCUUUGAUACAAAUUUCUUUGGCCUGGCACGUCUGGUGAAAGAGGUCUUACCUGACAUGAAGCGGAGGCAGAGCGGCCAUAUUGUCGUGAUGAGCAGCGUCAUGGGAACACAGGGACUUCUUUUCAAUGACGUUUAUUCAGCCUCCAAAUUUGCUGUGGAAGGAUUUUGCGAAAGUCUGGCAGUGCAAGCGUUGAAGUUUAACAUCAAGACGACUCUAGUGGAACCUGGCCCUGUUGUGACAGAGUUUGAAAGAAAGGUGUAUGAAGACGCUGAGAGUAUUGAUUUUUCAGGGACGGAUAAGGAGACCGCCAAAAUCUUUCGUGAAAUUUACCUGCCAUACUCUAAAAAGAUUUUUGCCUCAUUAGGCCAGACACCAGAGGAAGUAGCUGAGCAAACCGUUAAAGUGAUCACAGACAAGGAACCCCCUCUGCGCCACCAGACAAACCGCCUGUACAUGCCCAUGACUGCACUGAAGCACGCUGAUCCCACUGGACGUCUGCCUCUGGAUUCCUUCUAUAAGAUGACCUUUAAACAUGACAAAGUGUUCAAUGCUACUCUAGCGAUGCUGCACUUACUGAAGAGAAUAGGAGGGAAGAAAUAAAGAUUUUAUGGCCAGGUUGUAUAGACUAUAACAAUUAUUCCUAAGGAGACAGUUAUAGUAAUACAACUUGUCACAGAUUUUUAAAUAUAACUUUUAACUGUAGGAUAAUGAUAUGUAUUAACAAGAAGUUUAUAUGAUAAAUAUGUACAAUAACUAAUUUACCUCCUUUAUUGUUUUUAUGUAAUUUGUUUUGUUUUAAAUGUUUCUAUCGGUUUUUACAGGUAAACUUGAGAAAAUCAUAUCGUUAUGAAAAAAUGAAUACAAAUCGUGGUGUACAAAUUAUUCAAAAAAAUACGAUUUGGCGUAAUCGAUUGUCUGGAGAUCAGAUAGAUGUACAUUCAUUUUUGUGGCAAUAUAUUAGACAGUAGCUUGCGAUGGAGUUUCAAAUCACGGAAAUAUUAAUUCUAAAAAUGUUUGUGAAUAUAAUGCAC
This is a messenger RNA of Gymnodraco acuticeps, 1499 nucleotides long. Its product is annotated as retinol dehydrogenase 8. The coding region runs from base 142 to 1068 and encodes 308 amino acids. Lineage: Eukaryota; Metazoa; Chordata; Actinopteri; Perciformes; Bathydraconidae. Gene Ontology annotation, molecular function: estradiol 17-beta-dehydrogenase [NAD(P)+] activity. The transcript is spliced from 7 exons. Gene Ontology annotation, cellular component: cytoplasm. The record is from RefSeq and is a predicted model, not a curated record. Gene Ontology annotation, biological process: estrogen biosynthetic process.